AUGACAUCUCCCCAGACAGACAGACAGACAGACACUUUUACUCACCAGCCAGCAGGACAGAAAGACACUCUCGCCAGCCAGCAGGACAGAAAGACACACUCGCCAGCCAGCAGGACAGAAGGACACACUCGCCAGCCAGCCAGACAGCAGGACAGAAGACACUCGCCAGCCAGCAGGACAGAAAGACACACUCUCGCCAGCCAGCAGGACAGAAAGACACUCAGCCAGCAGGACAGAAAGACACUGCCAGCAGCAGAGCAGAAAGACACUCUGCCAGCCAGCAGGACAGACAGCCAAGCAGGACACAGAAAGACACUCUGCCAGCCAGCAGGACAGAAAGACCACUCUGCCAGCCAGCAGGACAGAAAGACACUCGCCAGCCAGCAGGACAGAAAGACACACUGCCAGCCAGCAGCAGUGACAGAAAGACACUCUCGCCAGCCAGCAGGACAGAAAGACACUCUCUGCCAGCCAGCAGGACAGAAAGACACACUCCAGCCAGCAGACAGAAAGACACUCUGCCAGCCAGCAGGACAGAGACACACUCUGCCAGCCAGCAGGACAGAAAGACACUCUCAGCCAGCCAGCAGGACAGAAAGACACUGCCAGCCAGCAGGACAGAAAGACACACGCCAGCCAGCAGGACAGACACACACUCGCCAGCCAGCAGGACAGAAAGACACUCUCGCCAGCCAGCAGGACAGAAAGACACACUCGCCAGCCAGCAGGACAGAAGGACACACUCGCCAGCCAGCCAGACAGACACUCACUACACAAAAGAGAUCACGACGUUAUUAA
This is a messenger RNA of Homarus americanus (American lobster), 798 nucleotides long. Its product is annotated as circumsporozoite protein-like. Lineage: Eukaryota; Metazoa; Arthropoda; Malacostraca; Decapoda; Nephropidae. The transcript has a single exon. The coding region runs from base 1 to 798 and encodes 265 amino acids. The record is from RefSeq and is a predicted model, not a curated record.